Trichoderma virens Gv29-8 is the source of this 948-nucleotide messenger RNA. RefSeq lists its product as uncharacterized. The transcript has a single exon. Bases 1 to 948 code for a protein of 315 amino acids. The record is from RefSeq and is a predicted model, not a curated record. Gene Ontology annotation, molecular function: oxidoreductase activity. NCBI's taxonomy places the organism in Eukaryota, Fungi, Ascomycota, Sordariomycetes, Hypocreales, Hypocreaceae.
AUGACGCAAACUUCGCUCAAGAAGAUCUGCCUCGUGGGCGCCAACGGCACCCUGGGCUCCGUCAUUCUCCGAGGGCUGGUUGAGGCAAACUGCUUUGACGUGUCCGUCCUUCAGCGCUCAAACUCGUCGUCUCCCACGACAUUUGGGGACUCCAUCACGCGCAUAGUCGUUGGGCCUGAUCUGGCUGUCGACGAGCUCACAGAAGCUCUCAAAGGCCAGGAUGCCGUCGUCGCUGCGUUUCCGCUCGGCCAGGGCGACCAGCAUCUCCGGCUCGUAGAGGCUGCGUUCCAGGCUGGUGUCAAGCGCUUCAUCCCCGCCGACUUUGGGAGCUGCGACGCAGGCGAUGCCGAGCCUCAGAAGUACCUACCGCUGUAUCGUAGGAAGACGCUGGUGCGCGAAAAGUGCGAGGCUCUGGCUGCUCGAGAGGACACGGCCUUCUCAUGGACGACGCUUGUGUGCGGACACUUUUUCGACCGCGGACUGCGUGACGGACUGCUCCAUUUCAACUUUGACACACGCACGGCUCAGAUCCUGGAUGGAGGCGCCAUCAAGGCUUCGACGUCGACGCUGCGGCGCAUCACGGAGGCAACUGUCCGCAUCCUCCAAAGGCCUGUCGAGACUCGCAAUCGCGCGCUUUACGUCCAGAGCUUCAACCCGACACAGCUUGAGAUUGUAGCUGCUCUGGAAAAGGCCAUGGGCGAGACGUGGCACAUUCAGCAUGUCGAUUCAAAGCCGUACCUGGAGGAUGCUCGGAAGAGGCUGGAUAGCGAUGAUGAAAAGGCCGUUUUGGUCGCCAUAGAAGACAUUGUCUUUGUGCUGGGAGCUCUGGAUGCCGAUUGGACAAAGAGGGAUGGGUUUGCAAUGGAGCUGCUUGGUUUGGAGGAUGAGAAGCUGGAAGACGUUGUUAACGAGGUGGUUGCUGCGUAUAGAGCCGAGACUUCAACAUGA